AUGGCCUCCUGGAAAGUCUUUGAGCUUGGUUCAAUGUCGAAAGUUCAAGAGACCCUUUCUUCUCACAGUGGCUGUGGUUCUUGUUCGGCUGAUAAAACGGAAACUGUUCAUAUCAAUCCCGAUGUCGAGACUCCUUACACCAGUCCACCGAUGUGGUUCAAAGUGAGGGAAUAUUGCCGUGAUGCGGUCUCUGAGUUCUUUGGCACGAUGAUACUUAUAUUGUUUGGGAACGGAGUCGUGGCUCAGGUGCACCUCAGUCACGGACAAAAGGGUGAUUACCAGUCUAUCUCUUGGGGAUGGGGACUCGGCGUCAUGCUAGGAGUCUACGCCAGUGGUGCAUCUGGGGGCCACAUCAAUCCAGCGGUGACGUUUGCGUCCUGUAUAUUCCGUGGGUUUCCCUGGCGCAAAUUCCCCGUAUAUGCUUUAUCCCAGACCCUCGGUGCUAUGGCAGGCUCUGCUAUUGUCUACGGCAACUACAAGUCAGCCAUCAAUGCCUAUGAGGGUGGACCUGACAUUCGUACCGUCCCUGGCUACUCGACAACAGCUACAGCAGGCAUCUUCUGCACUUACCCGGCCGAGUUCAUGACAAAGACAGGACAAUUCUUCUCGGAGUUCCUUGCUAGUGCGGUCCUCAUGUUCAUGAUAUUCGCCCUGAAAGACGAGGGAAAUCUUGGCGCCGGGCCAUUGUUCCCGCUUGCGCUAUUCUUUGUUGUGUUCGGCAUCGGUGCGUGCUUUGGAUGGGAGACUGGAUACGCAAUCAAUCUUGCCCGAGACUUCGGCCCUCGACUUGUAUCUUACAUGAUUGGAUAUGGACAUGAAGUAUGGGCGGCAGGGAAUUAUUAUUUCUGGGUUCCGAUGGUUGCACCGAUUCUGGGCUGUACCUUCGGUGGGUGGAUUUACGAUCUAUUUCUGUAUACUCGCAUGGAUACUCCGAUCCAUACUCCGUGGAUGGGAAUUCAGAGGCUUUUGGGGCCUUUCCAUCAAGGGCGAGUUGUGCAACAGAGCCCAGUCUGA
This is a messenger RNA of Penicillium brevicompactum, 1014 nucleotides long. RefSeq names its product MIP/aquaporin family protein. The record is from RefSeq and is a predicted model, not a curated record. Gene Ontology annotation, molecular function: water channel activity; glycerol channel activity. Gene Ontology annotation, biological process: glycerol transmembrane transport; water transport. Lineage: Eukaryota; Fungi; Ascomycota; Eurotiomycetes; Eurotiales; Aspergillaceae. Gene Ontology annotation, cellular component: plasma membrane. The transcript is spliced from 3 exons. Bases 1 to 1014 code for a protein of 337 amino acids.